Messenger RNA from Opisthorchis viverrini, 5118 nucleotides. RefSeq lists its product as hypothetical. The record is from RefSeq and is a predicted model, not a curated record. The transcript is spliced from 20 exons. The coding region runs from base 1 to 4857 and encodes 1618 amino acids. NCBI's taxonomy places the organism in Eukaryota, Metazoa, Platyhelminthes, Trematoda, Opisthorchiida, Opisthorchiidae.
AUGGACAGCAUGAAAUCGGCCUUCAACACUGAUGCGUCGCUUCCGUACAACCUUGAUUUAUUUAAAUGUCUUAUUGUGAAGAAGAUCAGUCAGGGCGCAAUCAGACACGAUAGACAGACAUUGAUCAACUUCCCCCGCUUGAGGCUCCUUCACAGACAUUGCCAGACGAACCGCGCGGAGGCGAAUAUCAACGGGUAUCUAGUCAAGCAAGGAUCCUUCUUCCCGUUGAUUCCAACUCCCAACCCGGAGGACCGUCGACCAACCUGGUAUGAGAUGCUCUGCGAGUGUCGCGUGGACACCCCUCAGUGUAGCUCAAUGGUUCGUCGGGGUACACGAACCAUCAUACUACGCUGCCUCCCUGGCAUUAUCAUACGAACGUUGACCCAUCGUCGGGAGAGUCAGACUAGCGGGACUCAAGCUGGAUUUCGUUCAAACCGAAGUUGCCUCCAUUACAUCUUUACUCUUGAACUAUCCCACUCCUUCCGACGACCAUCAAUGAUAGUCGUUUUCGUAUUCGCAGCUGCUUUUGACCUCAUUCGUCCUGCUAUGCCACCCAGAGGAAGUACGACGGAUGGGUUAGCCAAGCUUAGGCAGGAGAAGUCGAGAUGCAGAGGUCGGUUACGAGUCGCGGACGUUUUGCCAUUGAUGUGUCCCAUCUCUGGAUCACCAUCCAUGGAGACGGCAAUGACCGGUGCAUCUGAGUAUGCUGGUAUUGCUUUUCAUACUUCGUUGCCAAGUCACUGUUUGAUCUGCCUUGGCUCGUUUCCACUCUUCACGAAGGCGGCAAUGAGCAGCACAACUGAUUUUGCUGGUAAUGGUUUUUAUACUUCGCUGCCAAGUCAUUGUUCGACCGCUUCUGGUUCGUUCUACUCUUCACUUGGUUGCGCGAAAGGAACCCUUCGAGGAAUUCGGUCGGCUGGCAUACGCAGCACGUGGUCAAGCCAGCGCACCCUAUGCAAUGUGAUCAAUUCAUCUAUCGAGGACCCAAGGGCGAUGUUGUCUGCUUACUCGAUAUUUGUGAGCGAAUGCCCUGGUUGUAUUUUAGCACCACAAGCACUAAAGUCUGGAAGUGAGUGCUUCAUACUCAUAUCAUUGACAAAGUUGAGAAGGAAUGGUGAAAAGGGACAGCCUUGCGUGACACCACUUGAUUUACACUUUAUCGUGUCACAUACGCUACCAAUUGAAUGUUUAAUGCACGCAAUUUCACUGGAUGCUCGAGACUCUUCAAAUAGUUUUGAAAACCAUUUGGAACAAUGUGAGGAAAUUCUAUUGAACAAUGAACCGUCGGAGCGCGUCCUGGAAACGGUAACCUACCACACCAAAGCAAUUGUGUCUUUGGUUACUCAGGAGUUGCCCCCUCCUUCUAUCGCACCUGGCCUUGGUGCUACCGAACUGCAUCACAAACGUGUUGGUCAAUAUCUGUCAGCUAUUGUCGAGAAUCGUCUAUUUGAUAAACUCCUGAUCUGGGUCGAAGGAAAGCCAUGCCCUGGAACCGAAAAAGCAGUCCGUAUACGAGACAUACAGCGCACGCAUUUGUUAACUCUUUUUGAGGAUUUGAUGACACAGUCGCUUCAACAUGUCCUCUACGAGUCCUCUAUACUUCGUCCACUGCUGCAGUUCAUCUUCAAGUUGUCCUCGCAAUUAAAACCGGCUUACGAACAAUCGUACGGUCGAACUUUGUACGAGCUCUGUGUCCUACUGUGUAGGGAUUCCUCUCUCCUUACUGUUUGUCGAAAGCUUUCCGAUGAACUGUUCGAGCAACCACACCUCGUGUUCACCCUGCUUGUUCCUCUUAUCCAUCGCGCUGACUCAGUGGGGGAUCACGCAAAGGAUGCAUUUUUGCUUGCGCUUUCACUGUCGAAAAUCGAUGAAUCACUAAGCAGUUACUUGGCCUUUGAAUCCGACUUUUGCCCUGUUUUGGCUGCUGGUUUGGGCGCUCUCUAUUCCAGUCUUCCAAAGAAGCUGAUACCUCGGCACUCCUUUAGAUCCCAUGAUGCAGAAUCUCCCGGUGGACCAGUUGUCUUGUCGACUUCAGCUUUCCUUAACCCCCACACAUCUACACCGUGUAUUGUCGAACUUCCCGUCGGUGGGGCCGCCUGGCAUCAGUUAUCCGAUAUCGAAUGCAACCAAUCAACUGACUUACGUCGAUUUCUUCACACUUUAGAUUUUUGUAACUUGGUUAUGAAAAUAUCUCAUCCCAGUGUUCGUGAGCAGUUGUUGCAUUUCAUCAAUUCCGGAUUCUUGAUUCCCGUUCUGGGCUCCGCUUUGCAUCAGAGUGCCCUCGACGAGGUGGUUGCGGCAACGGCUUAUCUGGAACUGUUUCUUCGGCGUUUGACUGACCCGCUUCUCCUCAAACUGUUCCUUCGAUUUAUUGUCACAUCAAACCACGAUUCCUAUCCGAUCUUGACGUCGCUCAUCAACCGUCUUAAUGCGAACGCCGCUCUCGGGAUGGUCACGCUGUCGUUAUUUCGGACGAUUUUAAGCUUUCACUGCGAAGACGUCAUGUACGAACUGAUUUUCAAACAUUUGGGUCCGUUAUACCACCUUCAACCACCUCAAAGUCACCAGGUUUCCGUUAAGGAGAACUUUCACGUGAAAAGCUCUCGGUUGCUUAGCCCUUCACGACAGGAUUCGGUAACACGCGCCUACCACCCACCAUUGAGUGAGCUUGCUCUCAAUCUGGUUCGGUCCGGUGACAAUUUUUUGGCACUUGCCACUACCGCCGCUCCUGACUUGCGCCAUGGGGCGAAGAUGUCCGAAGCCUGUUCGCGUUCUUCCCUCAGGAACGGUGAAUCAGUGCAAACAACCACUGCCCGUGUCCAGUCUCCAAGUUCCGAUGGUGUUCCGACUCAACCGCAAGUGUCAGACGAUCGAAAUGCGUCGGGCAGUUCUAGCAAUUCACAGGAAGCUGAUUGGGUGCUAGUCAACAAUGCAUAUGCCACUUUCGAAGCCCCAGAAACCCCUUUCCUUUAUCCAUAUCUUCGCAGCGCAUUCUCUCGUAUACGUCGGCGUGUGGGUGCAUGUCAGGCUUGGAGCUCCAAGUACUUUCCCCUGAUUCUGUCGAACGGUACCACUGAUACCUUUCUGUCUGACAAGGACUUGGAAGAAUUUGAAAUUCGUAACCAACAGGAACUUCAGACCACACCCACAAAACUUGCUAGUCAACCUUUCAAACCUUCGGCAUCAUCUAAUGGUUCAUCCAUAGAAAAUCAUGUCACCGACGACUUCAGAUCUUCCCCCCUUCUAUCUAGAUCUCAUGUUCGAGCAUCUUCACUGUAUCAGCUGAACUACAUUUGUGAUCUUUCAGACGAUGACUCCGCUGUCGACUAUGGGAAGCCGGCGGUCUCCGCCUUGUCGACCGACCCGUCGAAUUCGCGCGGAGAUAUUCCAGAAACUCUUUCUGCAAAUCUAGUUGAGACCCUCGAUUCGAAACCUUUGAAUGAUUUUCCUGUUUCCGACGAUGAGGUCUGCACCUGUCUUCCAAAUCCGUCCCUUGAGGGCUUGUCGUUUGAGGAUUCAAACGAUGACGACGACGCCGAUUCACCUUUGCAAAUUGAUGAGUUAAAUUCUUUCCUAACUGCAUUAGACCAUGUUUCAUUGCCUUGGAACUGUUCGCUUCACUUCAGUCACCUUCCUUCUUGUUCCACCUUGCCUCCGAUCGAUCCGGAAUUCCUUCAAGAACUUGAUAUUCCUGGCGAAGCCAUAAAUCCAGUUUUAUCUCCGAAGCCUCGAGAUAGUCUUCUAUCAUCAGAACAUCAAACUUUGUGUAGUGGUGUCUGCACACAAGCUCAGUCGCCAACGAGCUCAAGCACACACACCUCGAACUCCUCACAUCCUGCACGAAAUAAAUCACCUAUUGCGGGUGGAAUCGGUCCAUUUCUUUCUAUUCUUCUCAAUCGGUUGUCCAAUUUGCAUACCAACUGCUUUUUUACCAAUCUGUUACUGACUGACCUGAUAGCCGCUCUGGCAGCCUAUCCAUGCCCACUGUUGUACAAUUACCUUCUGAACUCGGUCGGUUUGGCGCUUAAGUCGAAUGCCAAUUCAGUUUCCAAGGUAUUGCAUACGGUACGAAGUCAACUAGUGGUAACUUCAGCAUCCGUAGAGAAUUGGCACUCCCUAGUCUACCGGGCUCGGGUAUAUUUGAGCUGUGGGCGACCUUACGCCACUGAUACUGUCAUCGAUCCGGAUUUCUACUCUACAGAACACUUGAAUCAACAAAAUGGCAGUUCUGCAUCCCCCUCAACUUCGCACUCCGGCUCUUCUAGACGAAGCGCCAGCAUUGACCGCCCUUCUUUAAGACCGCUAAACGAAACUCGGACAGUUUGGUUGCCGUCACCCGGAAAUAUUACGACUGGCGACAAUGUCAAUUUACCAACCUCAAGUUCCCGCUUCAGCUCCGCCAUUGAUCCCCUUGUUCUGACUGUGCGUCCCUGGACCAACUCGAAUUUCAUCAUGCCACUUUUUCCGGUUGAUCAGUAUCCCGCGAAAAGGAGUAGAUCUGAUAAACGUCCUGGCCGUACCUCUCUGCCUUCAUUCUCCACACAUCGUCUGACGUCCUUUUGGGGUAGCACGUCUGGUUUGCCUUUGGGUCACGUUGCGUUCAAACAGCUGUGGCCCCGCAGUGCGCAGAAGUUGACUACUUCCAGUCCAAUCUUGAAGUCGAAACGAUCACAACCCGUUCGGCGUUCUGCCGACUCAGACUCGAAUGAGGACGAUCCUCCGGAGCCGGAAAUCAGCACGCGUGUCCGAAAUCUUGUUUUCGGCGCAGUAAUUUUUGAUGAAUUUUGUUAUGAAUUGGCCGCAUUGUGCUAUUUGCACAGCAUGCAUGCCGAUGUGUUCUCUCCGGUCGAAUCCUGAUAGCCCCUUCCGUUUUGUCUUAUCACCCUGGGAGGUUUGUCAAUGCCAUUGUUUCGUUCACUCACAUCAUCUCGCCACUUUUCUUUCAUUCUCUGCUGCCCCAGAUGCUUCUAUUCUGAAUCAUGUGCUUCCGAUUAUCUACCAAAAUGGUGGUGAGGCAUGUACAGUUUUGAUUUAUCCAAUAUCAUUUACAUUACUCCCGUGUCGUCGUAUUUAUUGACCUGUCAGAUUUCUAUUCCUUCGGAACCUAUGAGUUGACGC